AUGAAAUUGGGUUCGAAUCGGGUUACAGGGUUGAACAACAUCUUCACCUCUUGGAAGUCGAUGGAUGACCCAGGAACCGGAAACUACUCACUGUGGCUCGACCCGAGUGGAUAUCCACAAAUUUUCUUGAGCCAGGGUCGAACUCCACGUUGGCGAGGUGGGUCUUGGAACGGCUAUCGAUGGAGCGGUGUACCGCAAAUGACGCAAACAUUCAUAUUCAACGACACGUUUGUGAAUAAUGAGAACGAAGUAUCGUACCAAUCCGAUCUUCGCAACGACUCGAUUCUCGCUCGGCAAGUGGUUGAUGAAUCGGGAAUUGUUUACUUAUCAAUGUGGCGGAAUGGACAAUGGCUAAGGUUUUUGUCGGCGCCGACUGAGACGUGCGAUACGUACGGGUUUUGUGGCCCGAACGGGAUAUGCGACCCGGACAACAUGGAUGGCUUUGAGUGCGCGUGCCUACCCGGGUUUGACCCGAAGUCACUUAAAAAUUGGUUGCUUAGAGAUGGGUCAGACGGUUGUGUGAGAAAGCUACAGCUUAAUGGCACGUGUGGGAACGGAGAAGGGUUUGUGAAAUUUGAAGGCGUAAAGAUACCAGACACAUCGAAGGCACGUGUGAAUUUGAGUUUGAGUUUGAAAUUGUGUGAAGAGGAGUGCUUAAGAAACUGUACGUGUACAGCUUACUCUAGUGCGACUGUGAGUGGGGACAUGAUUGGGUGUUUGACAUGGCAUGGUGAUUUGAUGGACGCAAGGACUUAUUCUAAUUCGGGUCAAGAUUUUUAUGUGCGAGUUGACUCCAUUACUUUAGCUAAAUAUUUAAAGAAGUCCAAAAGUAUUUCCAUAACCAAAAUUGGGAAGCUGGGAAUUGGGUUGACUUCUUUUGCGAUACUAGUUCUCUUUUUAAUUUUUAUAUACUGCUGGCAAAAGAGACGAUCAAAAGUGCAAGAACAACGGAAGAAAUAUGUUUUUACGAAUCCAAAUAUAUAUUUUGAUGACAUUUCUGGAAAGGAUGAGUUCGAUGAAAAUGCAAAUUCAGAAUUACCUCGUUUUGACUUGAAUACCAUAGCUACAGCCACUAACAAUUUUUUCAUAAGUAACAAACUUGGAGAAGGUGGUUUUGGUCCUGUUUAUAAGGGUAUGCUUUAUGAUGGAAAGGAAAUUGCAGUGAAAAGAUUAUCAAAGAACUCUGGCCAAGGAAUUGCCAAGUUUAAGAAUGAAGUAUUGGUAAUUGCAAAACUUCAACAUAGAAAUCUUGUGAGGAUUCUAGGUUGUUGCGUUGAAGGAGUAGAAAAGAUGUUAAUCUAUGAGUAUUUACCAAACAAAAGCUUGGACGUCUUCAUAUUUGGUAUGUUUAAAAGGAAAUUGUUAGAUUGGAGAAGACGCUUUGAUAUCAUUUCUAGUGUUGCUCGAGGGUUGAUGUAUCUUCAUCAUGAUUCAAGAUUGAGAAUCAUCCAUAGAGAUCUAAAAACCAACAAUGUUCUUCUAGAUGCUAAUUUGAAUCCCAAAAUUUCAGAUUUUGGUAUGGCUAGAAUAUUUGGAGGGGAUGAAAUUGAAGUAAACACAAAUCGAGUAGUUGGAACAUAUGGUUAUAUGUCUCCAGAGUAUGCAAUGGAAGGACGAUUUUCAAUAAAGUCAGAUGUAUAUAGUUUCGGAGUUAUGAUACUUGAGAUUAUUACUGGCAAAAAAAAUACUAGCUAUUAUCAUAACAAUUUGCAUUCCAAUUUGGUUGCGCAUGUGUGGGAUUUAUGGAAAGAAGGUAGAGCAUUAGAAAUGAUGGACUCAUCCAUAGAUGAAGCAUUCAGUGGCCCAGUCUUGAGAUGCAUUACAGAUGGGUUUUUGUGUGUACAAGAGUAUGCUAUUGAUCGACCAACCAUGUCUGAAGUUGUUUUGAUGUUGAGUAAUGAAGCAAAUCUCCCUAAUCCAAAACAACCUGCAUUUGUAUUAAAGAGAAAUUCUAGUUUAAACGUAGGUCUAUCAACUAGUGAUGGACUUAACUCAAUAAAUGAUGUGACAUGUACGGUGGUAGAAGCUCGUUAA
This is a messenger RNA of Cannabis sativa, 2034 nucleotides long. RefSeq names its product G-type lectin S-receptor-like serine/threonine-protein kinase RKS1. NCBI's taxonomy places the organism in Eukaryota, Viridiplantae, Streptophyta, Magnoliopsida, Rosales, Cannabaceae. Gene Ontology annotation, molecular function: protein serine/threonine kinase activity; ATP binding. Bases 1 to 2034 code for a protein of 677 amino acids. Gene Ontology annotation, biological process: recognition of pollen; protein phosphorylation. The record is from RefSeq and is a predicted model, not a curated record. The transcript is spliced from 7 exons.